CAUCCUCACUCAGAUUAUCAUGCCAACAAAGAGCCUUCCCCUUCCCCUUCCCCUCCGGCCGGCCACCAACACCAGACAAGGGAAUACCCACCUCCAAAUACUAACCAGCGAGUGGAACGACGGAGUGAGCAAACUUCCCCUUUCCGGACGGACGGACGGAGCAACCAACCAACCGAACCAGCCCAAAGAUUUGGUUUUUGAGCCCAUCUCUCGCCAACAACAGAGAGAGGGAUGGGGAUCCCGAGCCCGAGCGACGAGGUGGUCCAAAUCGUGCACGGGGACGGCGCGGGGGACCCCACCGUGGUCACCGUGAGCUGCCCCGACAAGACGGGCCUGGGCUGCGACCUCUGCCGCCUCGUCCUCCUCUUCGGCCUCAACGUCCACAAGGGCGACAUGAGCACCGACGGCCGCUGGUGCUACAUCGUGCUCUGGGUCGCCGCGCGCCGAGGCCGGGCCGUCGCCUGGGACGUCCUCAAGGACCGCCUCGUCGACCUCUGCCCCGUCCCGGCGCCCUUCGGCGUCGACAGCGCCUACCUCGCCGCCGCCGGCCUCCAGGACCCCGACGCCGAGCCCCAGGUGUUCCUGCUCAAGUUCUGCUGCUACGACCGGAUGGGCCUCCUCCACGACGUGACGUGCGUGCUCUCCGAGAUGGAACUCACAAUUAGGAGGGUCAAGGUCUCCACCACGCCAGAUGGGAGAGUGAUGGACCUUUUCUUCAUCACUGAUGCUAGGGAACUUCUACACACAAAGAGCAGGAGGGAAGAGGCCUAUGAAAAGCUCCAGAGUGUCUUAGGCGACUCCGUGACGAGUUGCGAAAUAGAAUCCGCGACGGAGGACAUGUCUUGUUGCCUCCAAGCUUCAGCAUUGUUGUCGCCUGUUGUCCUGGAGCAGAUGUUCAGCGAGGUAGAUGCCAUAGAGGAGCAAUCGAGGUCCAGCGGUAGCCUGUCGGUCACUAUGGACAACUCCCUCAGCCCCGUGCACACCCUGAUUCAGAUACAGUGCGGCGACCACAAGGGCCUCCUGUACGACAUCAUGAGAACAGUCAAGGACUGCAACAUCCAGAUUUCGUAUGGCCGGUUCUACGCGGGCCAGAAGGGCCGGUGCGAGGUGGAUCUGUUCGCGGUGCAGUCGGAUGGGAACAAGAUACUUGACCAGCAGAAACAGAGAAGCAUGUGCUCCCGCCUGAGGAUGGAGCUGCUGCGGCCGCUCCGCGUGGCGUUGGUGAACCGGGGCCCCGACUCGGAGCUGCUGGUGGCGAACCCGGUGGAGGUGUCCGGGAAGGGCAGACCGCUGGUGUUGUAUGACAUCACGCUCGCGCUUAAGAACCUCCAUAGACGAGUCUUCUUGGCUGAGAUCGGAAGGCAUGUGGUGGACGAUCGGGAAUGGGAAGUGUACAGGGUGCACCUGGGGGAGGACGAACACGAGCUCUCGUGCUCGGUGCGGAGCAAGAUCGUCGACAGCGUCACCAACAUGCUCAUGGGCUGGGACUGACUAACUUGUCUCCAGCAUGCAUCUUCCUUAACAUUCAGUCUUGUUGCAAAAGACAUUUGUUUGUUUUGUGUACAGUAGGUGCCAUCGACUAGGUGUACAUAGGGAGGGAUGUUGAUGGCUGCUGUUGUAAAUUAUUAAGUGGUUUCCACUGCCUAGUUAGUUCAUACUGCAUCAGUCUGAAAUACUUGCCUUGCAUUGUUGUUAGGCAAUGAAA
Triticum aestivum (bread wheat) is the source of this 1705-nucleotide messenger RNA. RefSeq names its product ACT domain-containing protein ACR10. The coding region runs from base 232 to 1491 and encodes 419 amino acids. NCBI's taxonomy places the organism in Eukaryota, Viridiplantae, Streptophyta, Magnoliopsida, Poales, Poaceae. The transcript has 5 exons. The record is from RefSeq and is a predicted model, not a curated record.